CAAUGGCAGCAGGAGUAGCGGCAUGGCUGCCAUUUGCUCGGGCAGCAGCUAUAGGAUGGAUGCCAGUGGCCACAAGCCCCAUGCCGAAUGCUCCCCGGCAGGAGAGGAAGCGAAGCCAGGACUCUCUGAUUGUGUUGAAUGUGAGUGGCACCCAGUUCCAGACCUGGUUGGACACCCUGGAACGCUAUCCUGAUACGCUGCUGGGCAGCUCAGAGCGGGAUUUCUUCUACCACCCAGAGACACAGCAAUACUUCUUUGACCGGGAUCCUGACAUCUUCCGACACAUCCUCAAUUUCUAUCGAACAGGGAAGCUACACUACCCCCGUCAAGAGUGCAUUUCAGCCUAUGAUGAGGAGCUGGCCUUUUUUGGUAUUAUCCCUGAGAUCAUUGGCGAUUGCUGCUACGAGGAAUACAAGGAUCGACGACGGGAAAAUGCUGAACGUCUUCAGGAUGAUGCUGAUCAGGAUAAUGCUAAUGAAUGCAAUCUGCCUUCCAUGACAGCUCGGGAGAGGAUGUGGCGGGCCUUUGAGAAUCCGCACACUAGCACACUGGCUCUGGUCUUUUACUAUGUUACGGGCUUCUUCAUUGCCGUUUCCGUCAUUGCAAAUGUGGUGGAGACAGUGCCCUGUGGGGUAAGUCCUGGUGCCAUCAAGGAGCUGUCCUGUGGAGAGCGCUAUGAUGUGGCUUUCUUCUGCCUGGAUACGGCCUGUGUCAUGAUCUUCACAGUAGAGUAUCUGUUGCGUCUGGCGGCUGCCCCUAGCCGUUACAAGUUUAUGCGUAGUGUCAUGAGCAUCAUUGAUGUAGUGGCCAUUAUGCCCUAUUACAUUGCUCUUGUGAUGACCAACAAUGAGGAUGUCAGUGGGGCCUUUGUAACACUGCGUGUCUUCCGGGUCUUCCGGAUCUUUAAGUUUUCCCGCCACUCACAGGGUUUGCGCAUCCUGGGCUACACUCUGAAAAGCUGCGCAUCAGAGCUUGGCUUUCUCCUCUUUUCUCUCACUAUGGCCAUCAUAAUCUUUGCCACAGUCAUGUUUUAUGCUGAGAAAGGGUCAACAGCCACCAAAUUCACCAGCAUCCCUGCUGCUUUCUGGUAUACUAUUGUCACUAUGACCACCCUGGGGUAUGGUGACAUGGUGCCGAAGACAAUAGUUGGGAAGAUAUUUGGCUCGAUUUGUUCCCUGAGUGGAGUCUUAGUCAUUGCUCUUCCAGUUCCGGUCAUUGUCUCCAACUUCAGUCGUAUCUACCACCAGAAUCAACGAGCAGAUAAGCGCAAGGCACAAAAGAAAGCCCGGCUCGCUAGGAUCCAUGCGGCAAAGAGUGGGACUGCCAACGCUUACAUGCAGAGCAAAAGAAAUGGCUUACUCAGUAACCAGCUGCAGCAGUUAUGUGGUGAAGAACAAGAGGCCUUUGUUAGCAAAUCUGGUUCUUCCUUUGAAAUCCAGCACCACCACCUGCUUCACUGUCUGGAAAAAACCACGAGUCACGAGUUUGUGGAUGAACAAACUUAUGAAACAAGCUGCAUGGAGGUUUCUACUGUAAACAGGCACUCUGGCCACAGCCCGUCUCUCUCUUCCCAACAAGGAGUGACGAGCUCUUGCUGUUCACGGCGACAUAAAAAGACGUUCCGCAUCCCAAACACCAACAUAACCGGCAGCCGUCCAAGUAGUGUCCAAGAACUCAGUACCAUUCAAAUCAGGUGCAUGGAAAGAACACCCCUGUCUAACAGCCGAUCCAGUUUAAAUGCCAAAAUGGAAGAGUGUGUUAAACUAAACUGUGAGCAGCCUUAUGCAACUACAGCAAUAAUCAGCAUUCCAACACCACCUGUGACUACACCAGAGGGAGACGACCGACCGGAAUCGCCAGGGUAUUCAGGAGGAAACAUUGUCAGAGUAUCUGCUUUAUAAAACAGUUAGACUAAAGACCACUUAGAAGCUGGACUGCAGCAAAGAGAAUAUGAUUCUGAAGAAAGAGGGAUGCAACCACCCCUUGUGAAAUGGAAUAGCGACGGACAAUUGAAAGGUUCUGGAGAUACAAACAUUUUUGGGUUUCAAUAUUGGAAUUGUGUGCAGUGGGCAACCAAAUGGAAUUUCUACGCGUCACUUGAACUUUUCUGGAGCAAACUCUUCUGUGACUCUUUUGACUUAUUCUAUGAGCACAAUGAAAUGCUUCCCAUUGAUGCUUCUUCUUACCAUGAAAAAAAAAAUCUUUUUGAUAAAAUACCUAAAACAAAACAAACACACAAAAACACCAUUCAGAGAUCAUUUCUGUUCCAACCGAAUGCAAAAUCAAGGAUGGAAACAAAGUUUUGAUAAUGUGUUCUCUUUUUUCCUGUUGAUACAACCCUGAACCUGUUUGACAAGCUGACUUUAAAAGAGAGAGAGAGAGAGUAAAUGGCUCAUACUGUAUUUGUACUGAUUGAAAGAAACACAACCAUAAUGCAUGUGAAAAUUCUUUGGAGCUGUGAUCUGAGUUUACUUCUGUUGUUUAUUUCAGGUUAGGCAUGAUAACAUUUUACUGUAGAAAAAGGGGCAUUUCUGUGCACUUACAAAAAAAAAGCUGAUUGUUAAUGUUCCAUGGUUGUACGAAUAACUUCCUUUUUGGGAGGAAAUGAAGUAUUUCUUACUCAACACAUGCAUUAGUGAACUUGAGGUGUUCAGUUAGUUUAAUAUUUAUCAUUGUUUUCUCUUGCUUCCUCGGAACUGUUACAACUGCAAUAAUUCAAUGUACAUCUGUUGUAUCAGGAAUCAGACUUUUAUUUAUAUGACUGCACAAAUUCAGCUACGUAGAUAAAAGAACCACAUGGCUAGACAAUACAAUGUUUUCCGUAAUGUGGAAUUUAAAAAAAUAAUUUCAUAACCAAAAUUGUUGUACCACAGAAAAGUGUUUCUUUAAUUCUUAUUACCCUGUAAUUCCUUAAAACCAAUCAUUGCCUUUUGCUAAAUUUCAUUCCUCUUUGAAUGUCAAGGGUUUCCAUAAAUUACCUUGGGAGCCCUGUUUUAUGAACACCAUUCUA
This is a messenger RNA of Elgaria multicarinata webbii, 3010 nucleotides long. RefSeq names its product potassium voltage-gated channel subfamily D member 2 (gene KCND2). Lineage: Eukaryota; Metazoa; Chordata; Lepidosauria; Squamata; Anguidae. Gene Ontology annotation, biological process: potassium ion transmembrane transport; protein homooligomerization. Bases 3 to 1901 code for a protein of 632 amino acids. The record is from RefSeq and is a predicted model, not a curated record. Gene Ontology annotation, molecular function: A-type (transient outward) potassium channel activity; voltage-gated monoatomic ion channel activity involved in regulation of postsynaptic membrane potential; protein binding. Gene Ontology annotation, cellular component: dendritic spine; neuronal cell body; postsynaptic membrane. The transcript has 6 exons.